Messenger RNA from Physcomitrium patens, 3224 nucleotides. Its product is annotated as putative inactive receptor kinase At2g26730. The record is from RefSeq and is a predicted model, not a curated record. Lineage: Eukaryota; Viridiplantae; Streptophyta; Bryopsida; Funariales; Funariaceae. Gene Ontology annotation, molecular function: ATP binding; protein kinase activity. Gene Ontology annotation, biological process: protein phosphorylation.
UUGAGAUUCAUGUCUUUUGCAGAAAGACUAUGGGCUGGUGGAAUAGGUUCUGAGAUUUGGGGGAUGAGGCUGAGAGCGUAACAUGGAGUGGCAUCCUUCAGGAAUUUGGACGGUUGGGUUGGGCACAUUCGCUGACGCCGGUUCCUUGUCAGUUAUGGAUGGGAGCUGCGUAAUAGGCUUCUCUAUUCGUUUUAAAAAUCCAUUACCAAACACUAGUGUCGUCGAUUAAUCGGAAACUGAUGUCCUCAGGAGUGGCAUGCUUCCCUCGAUGCGCCAUUUUCAGAAGUAAUCUCGAGAGUAUGCACUCACACUAGGGUACCCUACGCAGAUGAGUCGCUCAGUGCAGGAGACUCAUUGUAGACAAUUUAGCAGCAAGGAAUGGUUGCGUAGUGAUUUUUUCUUAAGGUUUGGUGAGCGCGUCACCGUCUUCAAUCGUCAAGUACAUGCAGCUGCUGAUUUUACAAAUACGGCAAUGAACAUGACACGAGAAAUGUAAGAUGCUCGCGCUGGAGCUGUUAGCUGUGAUGGCAUCAGCGGAUAGGAGUAAUGAGGUCAAAUAUUUAGUACUCUUGGGCCUCAGUAUACUGAUAAUGUUCAGUCGCAUUGCUACGGUGCAUGCCAAAGAAUUAAGCUUAGAAACCGAUAGACAAGCAUUGGAAAAGCUGAAAGUUGCGGUGGAUCCGUCUGAUAAUCUUCUCCCCUGGGUGUCGGGCACGAAUUCUUGCACUUGGAUUGGAGUUGAAUGCCACCAGAAUCGCGUUGCGUAUCUUCAUAUCCCCGGAUUCUAACUCACAGGUUCCCUUCCUGCCAACACACUCGGCGAUCUCGACCAUCUUCGGGUCCUGAGCCCGCACCACAACCGACUCACGGGUCCCUUUCCUGUAGAUCUUCUUAGAUGCACUCGCUUGCAGGGACUCUUUCUGAAUUCCAAUCUGUUCUCCGACACACUCCCCGACUUCACUGGCUAUUGGCCUCGUGUAAGCCUCCUCACUCUGGCAUCCAACAACUUCACUGGUCCAAUCCCAGCUUCCAUCAAUGCGCUCCAGUCUUUGAUAGUCCUCGAGUUCGAAAACAAUUCUUUCUCUGGUCAAAUUCCAGAGAUAACUUUAGCAAAUCUGGUUAGGUUCUCAGUAGCUAACAACAAUCUCUCGGGGUCUGUCCCCGCAUCGUUGCAUAAGUUUCCGACCGAGAGCUUUGAUGGCAAUGAAGGGCUGUGCGGGGCGCAAGCAAGGAUGCCUUGUCCUGAGUCGUUUUUGCCUGCAGUUUCUCCCACAGACGCUCCUGCAGCUGAACCCAGUUUUGCCAUUGCUGCACCCAUUGGGACAACAAUAUCUGAAACAACGAAUCGUGAGCACAAGAAGGUGAUGGCCGCAGGUAUGGUUGGUAUCAUAAUCGGCGCCUGCGGAGUUGUAAUUCUCGUUGCUUUCUUCGCACUCUGCCGUCCACGCCACAACGGCAACUUAAAUUUGAAGUCGCACGCAGGCAAGCUAGUGAGGCUAUAUGAUUCAGACAGAGACGAUGAUGAGGAAGACUUCAGGGACAGCUACGCGGUGCGAAUUUCAUGCGAAAUCCAGCGUAGUGAACUAAUAUUCUUUAGCAACAGCAAGAAGCGGCCAGAGUUUCGCUUGGACGAGCUACUGCGCGCUUCGGCUGAGGUGCUUGGUAAGGGUUGGGUGGGAACGUCCUACAGAGCAGAAUUGGAUCAGGGGUUUUCCGUGGUUGUGAAGCGGCUCAAGGUUUUUGUGACUGAGCGGAGAGAUUUUGAGACACAUGUUAGGAGGCUGGGUCGGUUGCGUCACAAGAACCUGGCGCCGUUGCGAGCAUACUACUUCUCCAAGGAUGAGAAGCUGCUUGUCGCCGAUUACGUUCCUAGAGGAAGCUUGCAUGCUCUUCUCCAUGGUGACACAAGCGGCAAUCGCACUCCAGUGGACUGGGUCACCCGGGAGAAAAUAGCGUUAGGCUGCGCGAGGGCGGUGGCGCACUUGCACAAGGAGAGCGUCAACCUGGUGAACGGGAACAUCAAGUCGACGAACGUGCUAUUGAAUCGCGAUUUGGAGCCUUGCGUUUCCGACUAUUGCCUGACAGAUCUAACUCCGGUAAAUGUAAGCGCUUCAGGGUUAGGUGGAUACCGAGCGCCAGAAGUCACCGAUAUCCGCAAAAACUCAACGCAGUCCGACGUGUACAGCUUCGGCGUGCUCUUGCUGGAGCUUUUGACCGGCAAGCCGCCGAUACAAUCCAACAGGAGUGGGGACUCUCCCGGACAGGACCUAACAAAUUGGGUGUUGUCCAUCGUACGCAACAAGUGGACCUCGGAAGUGUUCGACGCGGAACUCUUGCGAUACAACUCAGAGGAGGAGAUGCAGCAGAUGCUGCAAUUGGCAUUAGCAUGUGUGGACUCCAUCCCUGAGCGGCGCCCCAAGAUGGACGAGGUCGUGCUUCUGUUAGAAGACAUCACGCAGCUCGACACCACUGCCGACGAAUCCUCACGCCACGCAGUAUUGAAUUCUAGAACCGCUCAGAGAUCCGGAGACCCUCACGCCACCGCGCUGGUGUUUACGCGCCCCUCAUCAGGCGUUUUCGUGAUCGGAGACUGACAUCCCCUGCCAAAGUAGCAUUCAUAUAUCAUAUAUCACGUAUCUGAUUGAUACAUUGACGCAGUGUGGAUAAGCCCAGAUCGGCCUGUGUCUACUAGACACACAAACACUGGCAAGCGCGGCGAUUCCAAGGCGGGAUCCGAAUGAGCCUGGCAAUGUAGCAUCGCACUUCAUUUGCGUUGUGAUCGAAUGGCUAUUUAGCACAAGUUGUGUACCUUCAAGUUGGGUAUACAGCUGCCGAUUAAAGCAUGGAUGACAGUUUAGCAAAACUGGCUUCUAUUCGAAGCUACAGCUGGACCAGAUACAUUCAACACCUUGUCUUUCGGCGUUUAGCGGAGGUUCGGAACAAGUGUUUCAUUGAUAAAGAAGCCUCUUUCCAUGUCGAUGGUGUGUCAAUGUAACAAUGCUACAGCUCUAUAUCAAGUUAUGGUUUAGAUAAAUUAGUUAUGAGAUGAUUUGAGAUACUGAGAAUUGCUGUCGUAUAGAAGUGUAUUGAAGCUAGAAAAUUCAUGAAUUGAUACAAAUGAGAACUUCUACAAGUUUGUAAUGCCAGGAACCAUCCUCCGCAUCGAUUCUUUUUACACAGAAUACUUCCAACUUUUUGAAGCUGGUUUCUCAAAGAAGCCCCAA